UGACAAGACCAAGAUGGCCGACGGGGAAGACCGCUGCCGGGCGGGGCAGGAGCCGGGGCCGGAGCCGGGAGAAGAGUUUGAGAUCGUGGACCGGAGCCAGCUGCCGGGCCCAGGCGAACUGCGGAGGGCGGCGAAGCCGCGUGCGGCGGCGGAAGGCUGGUCGGCGCCCAUCCUGACCCUGGCGCGGAAGGCCACUGGCAACCUGUCGGCGAGCUGCGGGAGCGCGCUGCGCGCAGCCGCUGGGCUGGGCGGUGCGGACGGCGGCGCGGAGGGCGCGGCGCGCGCAGCUUCCAAGUGCCAGAUGAUGGAGGAGCGUGUCAACCUGAUGCACAUGAUGAAACUCAGCAUCAAGGUCUUGCUCCAGUCUGCCCUGAGCCUGGGCCGCAGCCUGGAUGCAGACCAUGCCCCCUUGCAGCAGUUCUUUGUAGUGAUGGAGCACUGCCUCAAACAUGGGCUGAAAGUUAAGAAGAGUUUUAUUGGCCAAAAUAAAUCUUUCUUUGGUCCUUUGGAGCUGGUGGAGAAACUUUGUCCAGAAGCGUCAGAUAUAGCCACUAGUGUCAGAAAUCUGCCAGAAUUAAAGACAGCUGUGGGAAGGGGCAGAGCUUGGCUUUAUCUUGCACUCAUGCAGAAGAAACUGGCAGAUUAUCUGAAAGUGCUUAUAGACAAUAAACAUCUCUUAAGUGAGUUCUAUGAGCCUGAGGCAUUAAUGAUGGAGGAAGAAGGGAUGGUGAUUGUUGGUCUGCUGGUGGGACUCAAUGUGCUUGAUGCCAACCUCUGUUUAAAAGGAGAAGACUUGGAUUCUCAGGUUGGAGUGAUCGAUUUUUCUCUCUACAUUAAGGAUGUGCAGGAUCUUGAUGGUGGCAAAGAACAUGAAAGAAUUACUGAUGUCCUUGAUCAAAAAAAUUAUGUGGAAGAACUUAACCGGCACUUAAGCUGCACAGUUGGGGAUCUUCAAACCAAGAUAGAAGGGUUGGAAAAGACUAAUUCAAAGCUUCAAGAAGAGCUUUCAGCUGCAACAGACCGAAUUUGUUCACUUCAAGAAGAACAGCAACAAUUAAGAGAACAAAAUGAAUUAAUUCGUGAGAAAAGCGAAAAAAGCGUAGAGAUAACAAAACAGGAUACAAAAGUUGAGCUGGAGACUUACAAGCAGACUCGGCAAGGUCUGGAUGAAAUGUACAAUGACGUGUGGAAGCAGCUGAAGGAGGAGAAGAAAGCCCGUUUGGAACUAGAAAAAGAACUGGAGCUACAAAUUGGAAUGAAAACCGAAAUGGAAAUCGCAAUGAAGUUACUAGAAAAGGACACGCACGAGAAGCAGGACACUCUAGUUGCCCUUCGCCAGCAGCUGGAGGAAGUCAAAGCAAUUAACUUACAGAUGUUUCACAAAGUUCAGAAUGCGGAGAGCAGUUUACAACAGAAGAAUGAAGCCAUCACAUCUUUUGAAGAAAAAACCAAUCAAGUUAUGUCCAGCAUGAAACAAAUGCAAGAAAGGUUACAGCACUCAGAGAGGGCGAGGCAGGGGGCCGAGGAGCGGAGCCACAAGCUGCAGCAGGAGCUCGGCGGGAGGAGCAGCGCUUUGCAGCAGCAGCUCUCCCAGCUGCACGAGCAGUGCUCAAGUCUAGAGAAAGAGCUGAAAUCAGAAAAAGAGCAAAGACAGGCUCUUCAGCGAGAAUUACAGCAUGAGAAAGACACUUCCUCUCUACUCCGAGCAGAGCUACAGCAAGUAGAAGGAUUAAAAAAGGAGCUGCGGGAGCUCCAGGAUGAGAAGACAGAGUUACAGAAGGUUUGUGACGAGCAGGAACAAGCCCUCCAGGAAAUGGGUCUGCACCUCAGCCAGUCAAAGCUGAAGAUGGAAGACAUCAAAGAAGUAAAUAAGGCACUGAAGGGCCAUACUUGGCUGAAAGACGAUGAAGCCACGCACUGUAAGCAGUGUGAAAAGGAGUUUUCCAUUUCCCGGAGAAAGAAAAUGAAGGAGCUGUGUCAGCUUCACAGGAUGCCCAGAGCAACCCCCAUUUCAGGACUAGAGGCCCUCGGUGAGGGCGGCUGCAUUCAAGGCAUGGUUUUCAACAAAGAUGUUCCUUUUGAAAAACUAGAGGACCAGGGGAAGGAACCCUCCUUGUGUCCAAUUCCCCAGACAUGGAGUAACUCAGUAAGAUCUCAGGGGCAGCAGCUGAACACCAAUGUUCAACAGUGCCUCCCCAGAAAAUUAUCAAGUACAACACUUCGGUAUCCCCAACCCAACUGAAGGUAUGCACCCAGCCUUCAGAGAGCGUGUGGCAGGGCAGGCAGACUGCAGGGCCCUUCAUGCAUACCUUCCACAAUGCUGCCAUCUACAGUCUGUAAAUUAACGACUAUCAUUCCAAGCAGUUUUUCAGAGUAUACUCACCAUACUCACCUCACCCAAGAGGAAACCUUCAGCAGUCACAGCAAGUAAAAAUGUACACGUGGCUUCAAACAGCACAAGCCUAUAUUCACAGCUCCGAUUCUUAAUUCUAACCUCAAUACAGCGAACUUUUUCUAUUAGAGGGAUGAUGAAUGAGUGGCAAUUCCCAAACUAGUGUUAAGUAUCUGAAGGGAAACCUAGAACUACACUUGUAAGAACUGCUUACUACUUUCCUAGCAAAUGUCUGAGUUCUCACCUACGAUAAUGGUUUCAAUUACUGAUUUAAACGAAUCAUUUGUUCUCCUGAAGUACAACUUGGUAUUCUACUUCAGCUUUGUAAAUAAAUGGAAUAAUGUCACUCUUAAGUAGACUUGAUCUUGAGGAAUGAGGCAAAAAUAAAGGUUGAAACCUCAAUGUGAAAGUCCUCUAUGAGCUAGCUCCUUCUAGAAGAUACCCCAUAUAAGCAAAAUUCGAGAGAUGCCACCAGACUGGGAAGGGCAGCUCUGGUCAGCCAGCCGUUGCCUCUGGCGCUUCCUCGGCCAUGCUCAAAGACCUCCACGGACAUGCGCAGCAUGCGGCGAGACCUCUGCCUCCCCCUGGCUCUGCGCAAGUGCUUAGCAAGUCAAAAGGCAAUUCAGAUCAGAUCCUGUGCAGCCAGGCCAGACACACAAGUCCUUCCACAGGGCCCCAGAGCUACAUUUACCUUCAGUUGCACUGCAGGGAAGAGAGAUCUGAAGACAUCUACAAAGCGGCCACAACUGCCGAGCCUGUCUGCCACAGCCAGAGACGUGGGCCACUGUUCACCUAUGCCCCAGGCAGGAAUAGAUCACCAAGAAACAGUCCACAUGACACUGAAGCACAGACAAGACAAAGUGCGGUUUUUAAAAGGAAGAUUUAUUCAACAAGUUUCACUUAGCGCAAUACACCUAAAAGGAAAAUCACAAUACAAUGAAAAGAUUUAAAUCAAGGCCUCAGAAUUUCAUACGAACACCAAGACCAAAAUCCUAAAGUACUGGUAUUGCGUCUCAAAUUUUCCCCAUUAACUUAAA
Messenger RNA from Balaenoptera ricei (Rice's whale), 3429 nucleotides. It is a transcript of the gene RUFY1, whose product is annotated as RUN and FYVE domain containing 1. The transcript is spliced from 19 exons. Gene Ontology annotation, molecular function: metal ion binding. The record is from RefSeq and is a predicted model, not a curated record. Bases 14 to 2242 code for a protein of 742 amino acids. Gene Ontology annotation, biological process: regulation of endocytosis; protein transport. Gene Ontology annotation, cellular component: cytoplasm. NCBI's taxonomy places the organism in Eukaryota, Metazoa, Chordata, Mammalia, Artiodactyla, Balaenopteridae.